GCUUACGAUUUUUCUUAAACUCCUUAAUUACUAGUUUCAUUCUUUUUUUUCCCUCCAAAAUUAUGUAAUUGAAUUCUUACGAAAACAAAAAAAAAGGAUCUACUUUUUGUUCGUAAGUUCAGAUCUUAACUUUCAAGUACCGUACAUGGUCAGUUUCCAACUUUUCCAAAGUUUAGGGAACUUCUACCAACCUUAACCAUCGUCAGAAAAGACCAAGAGAUCUUCCAAAUCCAUUAUUGUACUUUUACUUUAUCUUCAUUUUACCCCAUAAUUUAUUAUAUACACAUUUUUAGCCCACUGACAUAUAAUUUCUGACUUUUCUUCCAUUGAUUUUUUGUAGAAUGAACAAAAUCAACUUGUUCUUUACUUUCUUUCUUUUUUUUGUGUAAGCAGGAUGAUGAGAAAUUAGCAGCAGCGAGACAAAAAGAGAUCGAAGAUUGGUUACCAAUUACUUCAUCAAGAAAUGCAAAGUGGUGGUACUCUGCUUUUCACAAUGUCACCGCCAUGGUCGGUGCCGGAGUUCUUGGACUCCCUUACGCCAUGUCUCAGCUCGGAUGGGGACCGGGAAUUGCAGUGUUGGUUUUGUCAUGGGUCAUAACACUAUACACAUUAUGGCAAAUGGUGGAAAUGCAUGAAAUGGUUCCUGGAAAGCGUUUUGAUCGUUACCAUGAGCUCGGACAACACGCGUUUGGAGAAAAACUCGGUCUUUAUAUCGUUGUGCCGCAACAAUUGAUCGUUGAAAUCGGUGUUUGCAUCGUUUAUAUGGUCACUGGAGGCAAAUCUUUAAAGAAAUUUCAUGAGCUUGUUUGUGAUGAUUGUAAACCAAUCAAGCUUACUUAUUUCAUCAUGAUCUUUGCUUCGGUUCACUUCGUCCUCUCUCAUCUUCCUAAUUUCAAUUCCAUCUCCGGCGUUUCUCUUGCUGCUGCCGUUAUGUCUCUCAGCUACUCAACAAUCGCAUGGGCAUCAUCAGCAAGCAAAGGUGUUCAAGAAGACGUUCAAUACGGUUACAAAGCGAAAACAACAGCCGGUACGGUUUUCAAUUUCUUCAGCGGUUUAGGUGAUGUGGCAUUUGCUUACGCGGGUCAUAAUGUGGUCCUUGAGAUCCAAGCAACUAUCCCUUCAACGCCUGAGAAACCCUCAAAAGGUCCCAUGUGGAGAGGAGUCAUCGUUGCUUACAUCGUCGUAGCGCUCUGUUAUUUCCCCGUGGCUCUCGUUGGAUACUACAUUUUCGGGAACGGAGUCGAAGAUAAUAUUCUCAUGUCACUUAAGAAACCGGCGUGGUUAAUCGCCACGGCGAACAUCUUCGUCGUGAUCCAUGUCAUUGGUAGUUACCAGAUAUAUGCAAUGCCGGUAUUUGAUAUGAUGGAGACUUUAUUGGUCAAGAAGCUAAAUUUCAGACCAACCACAACUCUUCGGUUCUUUGUCCGUAAUUUCUACGUUGCUGCAACUAUGUUUGUUGGUAUGACGUUUCCGUUCUUCGGUGGGCUUUUGGCGUUCUUUGGUGGAUUCGCGUUUGCCCCAACCACAUACUUCCUCCCUUGCGUCAUUUGGUUAGCCAUCUACAAACCCAAGAAAUACAGCUUGUCUUGGUGGGCCAACUGGGUAUGCAUCGUGUUUGGUCUUUUCUUGAUGGUCCUAUCGCCAAUUGGAGGGCUAAGGACAAUCGUUAUUCAAGCAAAAGGAUACAAGUUUUACUCAUAAACGCUAUGUAAUUCCACUAAUUAAGAAACAUAUCUUUAUAUUAAUAUAUGUGUGAAGAAGUUUUUAAGAGAUCAACACGAGACAUUUAUAGAAGAAUCAAUGGUCUGGUCUGAAUCUAAAUGUAGCUUUUAGGGUUUGUAUUUUCGUGUGUGUUAUAUAUAUUAUAUAAAACAAUAAUAUUUUGCUCAAAUAGGUUUUC
Molecule: messenger RNA, 1900 nt
Organism: Arabidopsis thaliana (thale cress)
Lineage: Eukaryota; Viridiplantae; Streptophyta; Magnoliopsida; Brassicales; Brassicaceae
Gene: LHT1
Product: lysine histidine transporter 1
Exons: 8
Coding region: 505-1701 (398 amino acids)
Biological process (GO): acidic amino acid transport
Cellular component (GO): plasma membrane
Source: RefSeq, marked reviewed